GCCAUUUUGUGAGGGAGAGCGAGGGGCGGUGCGGAGCGGAGCGGAGCGGAGCGGAGGGAGCUGCAGGGUGGGGGUCAGGCAGUGACGGCGGAGCAGCGCGGGGUCGGUUCCUGAAGGGCCGUGUGUGUGUCCGUGCUUGUGGGCGAACGGAGCGGACAGAAGUCGCAGGACUUCUCCCUUGGAGCUUCUGUGCCGAGAAUCCGAUGUUGGGCUCGGCUCCCUGGCUGAAGACAGCAGAUCAGCCCAUGAAAACUUCUAUUCCCAGCCAAAGGAAGGAGUCCAGCACAAGGCAGCACCUGUUCUUUCAGGCUUGGAAGCAGGAAAGAGGGCAAGAGUUGGAGAGUGUGGAAUCGGAGAAGACCACUGAGAGGUGACAUUUAAGUUGAAGAUGGGCGGUGGAGAAAGAUACAACAUUCCCAUUCCCCAGUCCAGAAAUACCACCAAGAACCAUCAACAACUUAAAAACAGGCAGAAGAACAAGGACCAGAAUUCUCAGAUGAAAACCUACGCGAAGAAGGAAAGAGGCCACGGCUGCAGCUCCUCUCCUGGUGCAUGGCAGGCCAUGCAGAAAGGGGGGAAGAACAACGUUCCCUUCCCCAAGAAUCCCAGCUGGAAUCCUGCUCUGUCCAAUCAUAACCUGUUGUUCACCCCUCAGAGCAACCAGAACUAUGCUGGGGCCAAGUUCAGCGAGCCACCCUCCCCAAGUGUUCUGCCUAAGCCACCAAGCCACUGGGUACCUGUUUCUUUUAAACCUUCUGAUAAAGAAAUAAUGACAUUUCAGCUCAAAACCUUACUGAAAGUCCAGGCCUGAGGUGUAACUUGUGUGAUUUUCAGAAGUGAUUUGGACUGGCAGGGUUUAAAAUUUGAGCAUUGCUGUUCCCAGCUGCACAGGCGUGCAGGACCAGGUGUUCUUGCUGCAUGUAGUUAAGUCACUUGGAGAGGAGUGGAAGUUUACAUUCCCCUCAUCUUUUACCUCAAAAGUUCAGUGCUGUGUUCACCUCACUGUGAAAUAGCUGUUUUCUUGAAAACCAAUCAGAUCCUGAGCAGCCACCAUUUAUUGUAUUUAAGAACAAAUGGGGCUGUGUUCCAAAAUUGGAAUUGUGAUUUAUGAAUUGUUAGAAAACCACCUUUUACCUAACUUAAUGCAGCAUGAACUGAAAAAACGCACUGAAAACUUUAGUCAGGUUAUUUGCUGCUUUUCAGACUGGUGUGAGACGUGCUACUAAACACUCUGCAGAGCAGAAAGCUCCACUGGGCACGAGGGGAGGCACAGCUGGGUCUCUUACCUGUCCUUGUGAGCUUUAGUGGCACUCCUGCAGCUGUGGUGAGCAUCUCCAGCCUGUGGCUCCCUUCUGGAAUGUUCUGGAAGGGUGUGGAAGAACUCCUCAGGCAGAUCCAUAAAGCUUCCCAGGAAUCUCAGUGAGUGCCAACUAAAGACCUUGCAUUGCCAGGUGACUGCCAAAAAAACUGUCCCCAAUCCUUCUGUGCCCACAUCACUGAGGAGUUCUAAACCACGUUUUUGGAUCAGUUUUUAUCAAAAAGGUGGAGUAGUUCCUUAGUCUGCUCUUAAAUUUGUUCCCCUCUAACACUUCAUAGUUGGGGGCAGGUGUUAGAUGUUCUCACAGGGAAGACAGAGCCAUGUAAAUACAUGUAAAACAUUGUAGCAUAUGUAAAUUUCUGCUGGGCUUUCCUGCACAGAAGUAUUUUUAGUACAAAACUGCUGAAUGUAAGAUGACCAUGUUGAGUACGUGGCCUGGUUUUAAAAAAUGAUAUUUUGUUUAAAAAAAAAAAAUUAACAAAAAAAAAAGGGACAUUUGUGGCUGUGCCCUUGCACUUCACAUGCAGUGAAUAUGCACAUUGUAUUUGGUUGUAAUUUCAUUUUUUUAAAGUAAAAUCAGUGCAUAAGAGGCUUAUUUAGAUUUUUUUUAAUUAAAAAAAAAAACUUAAAAAAAAAA
Molecule: messenger RNA, 1955 nt
Organism: Prinia subflava (tawny-flanked prinia)
Lineage: Eukaryota; Metazoa; Chordata; Aves; Passeriformes; Cisticolidae
Gene: PNRC2
Product: proline rich nuclear receptor coactivator 2
Exons: 3
Coding region: 389-811 (140 amino acids)
Biological process (GO): nuclear-transcribed mRNA catabolic process, nonsense-mediated decay
Cellular component (GO): nucleus; P-body
Source: RefSeq, a predicted model, not a curated record